CAUUACGUCUCUAACAGCAUUGGGUUUGACGUAAAGCCAGCGUGUGACGGGAAACGUCCUUAAACGAACGAACAGACUAUACAUUUACAGUACAACAGCGACAAAUUCUAUAGCAAUAACGUCCAAGCAACUAUAGAACACAUCGGAAUUUAGCGCCAAUUAAACGCCUACAAAUAAUAUUUAUAUUUAAAUAUAUCAGCUAUUAAGAUUUAUUUUAUCGGUGAAACACUGAGAUAGAAAGAAAGAGUGAGCAAUGAUAGAAACAUAAAAUCAUUUUCUAUAAAACUUUGAAUUGUGUAAGUAGAGGACACUUAAGUAAGGAACACUGUGCCGACUGGGCAGGAGUAUACAAUACGACACGACGAGGAGAGAAUGUCUAUGGGUGAAAGAGUGAUGGAAUUGGUGCAGCGAAUGAUAAUGGUGUUGACUGUUUUGGUUUUAUUUAGUUACGCGGAAGGAGAUGAUAGUCGGCCAGUGAGAAGGCGCGUAGACUGCAGACGCUAUCUAUUUGCUCCUGCAUGUCGAGGCAUCACUGCCAAGAGAUUCGAUCCAAAACACUUCCACAUAAAGUUUGAAAACAGCUAUAAAAGAAUAAGUGGGAGUGAAGAGGAGGAUAUCAAUGGCGUCGGAUACCUAACAAACGAUGAACCACGACAACAGAACGAAUACGAGGAUGUUCCUGAGGGCGACACUGAAACACAGCUCGGGGGAGAGGGGGAAUCUCAAUCUCCAUAUGCCAAGAUAACUGCUACACAAGCAAGAAAUACACUGAAACGAUUCAUUCAAUUGGUGGCAUAUGCUAAUAGAAUUUUACACUGAACAAUAAGAAAUACAAACGUCACGAAUGAAUCCGAGUGACUUUGAUAUGUAAAUCGGUAAUUUCGAUUUUAUUAACUUAAUAAUGGAUCAUAUACAGGACUAUUUCCCAAAAAUUGCCCUUCCUAUUUCUUCCGAUAUCAAAAUUAAUUAAGUGCAUAGAAAUAUAUAUAUGAUAAGAAAUAGCCUUUAAUACAUAGAAUAAAAGCUAAAAUCUACGUUUUACCAACCAAAACCAGUUACCUUAUAAGAUUUAUGUCUACGGAGUUAAGAGAUCUAAUCGGUUAUUGUAUCUAACCAUUAUGCCAAAAUAAAUGUGGGUCACAGUAAAAGUAGUAUG
Owenia fusiformis is the source of this 1156-nucleotide messenger RNA. The record is from the annotation of a GenBank genome assembly. NCBI's taxonomy places the organism in Eukaryota, Metazoa, Annelida, Polychaeta, Sabellida, Oweniidae.